AUGCCAAGUUGGGAAACUCCUUCAUCCUCUAAAUGUUCCCUUCAGUUUGGUGUUGCACUGCCAUCUCCACAAAACAGCACCUCUGAUAACAUAUGCCCUAUAAAAAGUUUAAAUCCCUACCAAAAUAAAUGGACCAUCAAGGGAAAGGUGACGAACAAACGGCAAAUACGUCAAUAUAGUAUAGUUGCCCGGAAUGGGAAAGUGUUUAGCUUUGACAUUGUAGACAAUGAGGGUUGUGAGGUUAGGGUCACAUGCUUUGAUCAUAUUAUUGAGUUGCAUUACCAUCAUGUUGAGGUGGACGCUCACUAUGUCAUUUCAAAGGGCUCCAUAAAGGAAGCAAACACAAAAUACAAUAAAUUAAACAGCCAUCUGGAGAUCUUCUUAUCUGAUGCUUCAAUAUUGAAACAGUGCACACCUGAUGUUGGCCUUGCUCAAAAUCACUCCCCUUUCAUUCCUAUUAGUGAAGUGGUUCAGUUGACUAAUAAUACAUUGGUUGACAUCAUUGGUGUUGUUGUGUAUGUUGGGGAUGUCAUCACAGUCCAUAGAAAGGAUGGCACUCAAACUAAGAAGAGAAUUAUAAAAAUUAAUGAUAUAUCAGCUUCCACAAUCGAUGUCAAUCUAUGGGGGCCAACAUCAGAACAAACAGACCAUGACUUAAAGAAUAUGAUUAAACUUGAUACAGUUGUUAUCCUUGUUGUGCGUGUUAGAUAA
This is a messenger RNA of Cryptomeria japonica (Japanese cedar), 711 nucleotides long. Its product is annotated as replication protein A 70 kDa DNA-binding subunit A-like. The record is from RefSeq and is a predicted model, not a curated record. Lineage: Eukaryota; Viridiplantae; Streptophyta; Pinopsida; Cupressales; Cupressaceae. The transcript has a single exon. Bases 1 to 711 code for a protein of 236 amino acids.